Messenger RNA from Ornithodoros turicata, 2031 nucleotides. RefSeq names its product myb-related transcription factor, partner of profilin-like. Lineage: Eukaryota; Metazoa; Arthropoda; Arachnida; Ixodida; Argasidae. Bases 28 to 624 code for a protein of 198 amino acids. The record is from RefSeq and is a predicted model, not a curated record. The transcript has 3 exons.
ACAACGUGGAAAUAACGUGCAAGCAUCAUGUCAUCGUCCCGUCGCUCUGCUCGGACAACAGCCGAGCAAUACGAAAUAAUGGUGCAGUAUAUGCAGGAGCACGAAAACCUCCUGCGAGGCACAUUUUCUCCCGCGUAUACUGCACAACAGCGUGAGAGGGAUUGGGGGCAAUUAGUGGAGCGCCUGAACUCUGCGGGGGGUGCUGUGAAGACGGUGGAGAGGUGGCGAAAGGCAUGGCAGGAUUGGAAGUCAAAUGUCAAGGCCAAGGCAGCCAGGAUACGAUCAUCCAGGAGUAGGACAGGGGGUGGGCCUCCCCCCAAAGAGCAGUUUACCCCUGCAGAGGAAGUGUUAGUUGGUCUCCUGGGAGAAGUCUCCAUCGUUGGGGUGGACACGACGGCUGAACUGGGCGUAAGCCUUGAAGAACAAACCCAAGCUACCGGUUCAGCUGCUGAGCUACGCCGCGUAGUAAUACACGAUGGGGCUACAGCAGGUGGAGCAGGGAAUGUUUCCCCCCCCUACAUCACAGGAGACCGAGAUAUUGUCCCCCUCAGUGACAGCAGCAGACAGUGGUCAACAGGACAACCCUCCUUCAUCCCCGCAUAUGCCACAGGAGGGGCAAAGUGAGGUACGCGAGCCGAGGCACCGGAGGAGAAGCAGGAUCAGUAAGAUUAGUUUACAUGCAAUUGUUUGUUAUGUCUUAAGUUUUGUAGCGCUUGCAUUUGCUCUGUGUUGAUGCAGUAAAUCACACAUACAGGGGCUCUCAGGCAGCAGUAUCAAAACGAGGUCGGCCAAAGCUUUAUCAGCCUGCAAAGGGAACAGCAAGCACAGUUACGACAAAUAUGCGGCUCCCUGACAGCACUCGUGGGUGCAGUCAACAGGUUGGCUGAUGCAGCCGAAGAGCUCCGAGAAAUCAAGGACCUCCUCACCGUAACCAUUUAUUUUAUUGCCUUUAUGAAAACUUUCCCCUGAAGUAUGGAGGUACAACAUGCACGUACUAUCAGGCUUGCUAACUAGCGGGCUAUAAAUUUGCAAUACAAUAAAUCUUUGCCGUAAUGAGCCUGACCAGAAUGUUAUAGAACAUUUCUGGAGAAUGAAACGAAAUAUAUACAGAAUGCUUUGUUGUUGAACUUCCCUCAUGAAAAAUGUUUAGCUGUUGAAUUAUCUCAUAAAAUGUAUAGAAUGGUUUGCUGUUGACCUUCACCAAUCAACACUUCAUGAUAGAAAGGUCGAAAAAUGCUAUACACAUUUAUUUCGGAGCAUUUAAUUUGGCUGUGUUCAUCACAACACCGUAGCAUGACUAAUGCAGUUGCAAGGUCUGCGUACCGGAUACCUUUACUCCAUCUAUUCUCCAGUGAGCUGUCUAGCGACAUGAUCACGAACUCUUGCACCUGCGGAACGGGAAACCUCCUCCCUUUCAUUAUGAUUGGUCAAUGUGUCGAACAUUCCGCUGUCCCCCUCAAUUUCGUCUUCUAACCUUAAUCCCUCACUCAGACAAAUGUUGUGGAGUAUUGCACAUGCGUUAACAAUUUGUCCCACCACACUCUGUGCGUAAUGCAGCACUCUGUGCCUGUGAAGGCACCGAAACCGGCUUUUGAGAAGGCCGUUACACUGCUCAAUUAUAGCCCGUGCUUUCUUGUGCCGUAUGUUGAAAUUUUCCUUGUACGACUCAUGUGCUGUCUCGGAUUCGGAGUAUGGUACCAACAGCCAUGGCUCGAGAGGGUACCCACUGUCUCCUAUAAAGAAAACAGUGUAUCACGUUUGCCCCAGCGUAAAGAAGUCACUAUUACCAAUCAGCCAGGAAUUCGAACUCGGGAUUCGAUUGCUUGCAAGAGCCUCCCGUACAGCUGAAUUCCUCCAUAUGAAGGAGUCGUGCGUGCUCCCAGGAUAUUUGGCGUUGACGUUCAAAAUUUCAAGCUCGGACGUGCAAAUCUGUAGAAUGAGAGUUCAUAAUCAGAUAUGUUGUAGUUAUUUUGUAUUACAACUACUCUUUCAGGUAUCCUUGCAGCGGUAGCAGUGCAAGUAAAGAAAGUU